Messenger RNA from Prorocentrum cordatum, 1439 nucleotides. Lineage: Eukaryota; Dinophyceae; Prorocentrales; Prorocentraceae. The record is from the annotation of a GenBank genome assembly.
AUGCAGGCGCACGUCGCCGCGGACGUCGUCUGGGACUCCGCAGGGGGGCAGUGCAAGGGGGAGGAAGGAGAGGGCGGGGCCAUGUCUCCGCGCUACUGGCCCUGGGGGGCCAAGUGCAGCGGCCAUGGCCAGGAGCAGACCGAAGGAGUGCGGGCACGGGCCCGAGCGCUGACGAGAGCGGAGCGCAUGCUGCAGCUCGAGCAGCCCGUGGGCGCCCAUGCGGGCAUGACCAGCCCGAAGAAGCAGCGUCGUGUGCGAGCAGUUGCCUGGGUGUCCUUGAUGCCAGGCGGCCUCAAAGAGGACUACUCGACGUCGCACGCGUUCAACGACGACAACCACUGCGACCUGACGACUAUGGCGGUUCAGGAGGGGAUCGGCGACCAGAAGUUGGUGCUCUGCCUCAGGGGUUCGCCCGCGGCGGCCGAGGAGGCCAUGUCGGAAGACCCGGCGGACAGGCAGCUCGGAGGAACGGAGAGGGAGGGACCAGCACUUGACAUGAACAGGGCAGAGAGGCAGAAGCAUCAGGGCAGGAUUGCAUUCAAGCUGGUCUGGGCACCGCCCGACUUCUCGCAGUUCGUGCUGGUGGACGACGAAGGCCGGGAGCUCCGGCGGGGCAGGCCCACGGGCAGCCUGCCCCCCGCGCGGGCCCGGCAGGGCAAUUUCGAGUUGGUCGCCGGAGGUAAGUACGCUCUCGCCGCCGAGGCCUUGGCAGGCGAGAAGAUGCACGAUGGCUCCGUGGACCUGGCAGACGGUUGAUGAGAGUUGCUGAUGCUGGUGAUGAUGACGAUGAUGCUGUGGACAAGCGGCACAGGGAGGCGAGGAGGAGAGAUACGAGGAGGGAGGUGCAGGGGAGUUGCAUGAUGAUAAUGUUGAGGAUCAGGCGCUCGCCUGGCAGGUUCCACUCGUCCUCCUGCGGCGGACAGUACUCGAUUCGCCGUAUUGCUGCUGAUCCCCAUUUUGCCUCUCAUCCGUCCUUUCCGUCCUCGUCCACAUCUUAUUCCCGAUCCUCUUCCACAUCCUACCCAUUGCCUCAUGAUCACCGGUAUCCUUCAUCGUAUUGCUGCUGGUCCGUGCGUCGCCCCCGUUCAUCCUCCGUUCAUGUCGUCAUCGUCCUUCUCCUCCCCUGGACGUCAUUUCUACUCGAUCCCACUUGGACAUUCGACACCCCAUCCGAACGCAAUGAGGAUACAUUGGAUAUGGGGCUUGCUCCAUUGGCCAUGGCGUCCUAUUGAAAUCCUAGUCGAAUGCGCUGCGGGUCCCCUGUCUCUAGGAUUUGCUCUGUUACUAUUCAGAGGGGGGUAUGCUCCUCCGCCUCCUCCUUGUUCACUUACGUGAGAGAGGGAGAGAGAGAGAGAGCGCGCAAAGAGAACGAGACAGAGAGAACGAGUGGCUUCGCCUCCUUUGCCCUUGCUUAUGGGUGCACAAGCACAGGUAUGGAU